UCGCCGCUCACGGUGAAACCUGUUAAAAGUGUCUGAGAUUCUUCGGUUCUUCCUGAGCUUACGGUGAUACGACGUCACCCAGGUGCUGUAUAUCAAUUCGCAUAAACGCAUUCGUUACCAUUAACUGUUGCAUAUGUACUAAUGAAAUGUAGGACACAAAUAAUUUAAACAUUGUAACAGAAUACUUUUUAUUGUUGACGCGGAGAGUGCUUCUCGGAUUACUCGGGGGGGAAAAAACAACUCAGAGUCCUCCAUAAACUGAUGAUAUGCUGAUGUCAAGACUUUUCUAGUGUUGUAAAGGCAACCAGCCAAUAGAUAUAAUCCAUUUAACCGGUCCUUGGUCCGCCCCCACCUUAUCUGGCUCCACAGCUGAGCAGCAAUGUGUGAAUUUCAAACAGUUCAAACAAAUUCACUGAUAUCAACCCAGGUCUGCCAAACCCAACUAGUGUUUCAGAACAGCUUUUAUAUAAAUCUGUGGAUUCUAUUUUGCAGCACAGAUUUUUAACCUUAGUUAGAUGAAACACAUUUUACUUUCCAACCUUGGAGAAAUCAUUUAUUGGUAUAAAAAAUAAUGAUAAGUGAUGAGGAGGGGAAUGAUGACUUAAAUUCACUGUAAAAUCACAUAGCUAUAAAAUCCCACAGUGUGCGUCUAAACCCUCAAGUAUCUCACAUGGUGCACGGAACCUGGAUAAUAAGCCCCUUCGUACUGCAGUCUCACACAGCUAUUUCAUUCUUGAGGAAGCCAAAGAAACUCUAGCUUUAAAAAGACCUGACUACUGAAUCAAAACUGCUCAUAGUCUGUCAUUUCUCAUUGGUCAUUGUGUCGGUACAUGAAUGCCAUAACUGGGACCUGAAGCCACACCAGUUUUUAGGGUGCGUGCUUAGGAUUAUGAAACCUAAAUUGGUAUCAAAGCAACAGUAGCAGAAGCUUUUCGCCAGCUGAGGUUGCACUUCAUGUCAAACACGAUGAAGAAGUUGAUGCUGGACCUGGACACUGGUGUGGAUGACGCCCAGGCCAUCAUGGUUGCCCUGGCAGCCCCUGAUGUCCAGAUAAUGGGCAUCAGCUGUUGUCAUGGCAACACCCCGCUGGAAAAUGUCUUGAAGAACACCCUCCGGGUUCUGAAAGCCUGCAACCGCCUGGAUAUCCCUGUGUACCGGGGAAGCUCUGAACCUCUGGUGGGAAACAAAGUCCACGCUGGAGAUUUUCACGGGAAGGACGGGCUUGGCGAUGUACCUGAUCUAGACGCACCCGGCCUGGACCUGCUGCAGAAAGAGCAUGCAGUGCAGGCUAUCAUUCGGAUUGCCACUGAAAACCCUGGAGAGGUGACUCUGGUUGCCACAGCGCCCCUGACUAACCUGGCCUUGGCUGUCAAAAUGGAUUCAUCUUUGCCCUCAAAACUGAAGUCGCUGUACAUUAUGGGAGGAAACAUUGAAUCCAGAGGAAACACCUCAGUGUGUGGAGAGUUCAACUUUGUGGCCGACCCAGAAGCAGCCUUUGUGGUCCUGAGCAAAUACACCUGUCCCACCUUCAUCGCAUCCUGGGAGUUCACCUGCAGGAACAGCUUGCCUUGGUCUUUCUGCGACAAGUGGCUGGCCCAGGACACAGACAAGGCUCGAUUCAUGGAGAGGAUUUCCAGACACACUCGAAAGAUGGUUCAAACUGAGCGCUAUCAGAAGGAGCUGGUGUCAGGACCUGGAUUCAACACCUGUGAUGUCUAUGCGGUCGCCGUUGCCAUCGACAACUCCCUGCUGACAGAGAGCGAGCAGGUUGCCGUGUCUGUGGAGAGGGAAGGGACGUUCGCCCGGGGGAUGAUGGCUCUGGACUACAUGGACCAGCUACAUAAGGGGCACAAGGCCACUAUCAUGAAGAAAGUUGACCUUGAAAAAUACAAGCAAAUGUUGAUGAAGGCACUUGAGUAGGUGAAACAAAACAAAUCACAAUAAAAUGAUCAG
This is a messenger RNA of Synchiropus splendidus (mandarinfish), 1953 nucleotides long. RefSeq names its product inosine-uridine preferring nucleoside hydrolase-like. The transcript has 8 exons. Gene Ontology annotation, molecular function: hydrolase activity, hydrolyzing N-glycosyl compounds. The record is from RefSeq and is a predicted model, not a curated record. NCBI's taxonomy places the organism in Eukaryota, Metazoa, Chordata, Actinopteri, Syngnathiformes, Callionymidae. The coding region runs from base 955 to 1920 and encodes 321 amino acids.